Messenger RNA from Xyrauchen texanus (razorback sucker), 3421 nucleotides. It is a transcript of the gene prpf3, whose product is annotated as PRP3 pre-mRNA processing factor 3 homolog (yeast). The transcript is spliced from 17 exons. Gene Ontology annotation, biological process: mRNA splicing, via spliceosome. The record is from RefSeq and is a predicted model, not a curated record. The coding region runs from base 206 to 2314 and encodes 702 amino acids. Gene Ontology annotation, cellular component: U4/U6 x U5 tri-snRNP complex. NCBI's taxonomy places the organism in Eukaryota, Metazoa, Chordata, Actinopteri, Cypriniformes, Catostomidae.
UGGAAAACGUUGAGAGUGUCACUACUGAGCGAGCAGAAAAGUCCAGAAACAUUUCAGGACAUUUUCUUCCCUUAAUAAAAUAUUGUGCUGCUGAUUUUUUUUUAUUCAAUCGUAAUUUGCUGUAACGGAAGAAAAACACAAGGAUCAGAUAAUAGCGGAGAGAGUUGGCAGGUUGCUGCAAAACAGCUGAACCCAGUGAGAGAAUAUGUCUCUGCCCAAGCGUGAGGUGGAUGAGCUGAAGCCAUGGGUGGAGCGAACAGUAAAGAAGGUCCUUGGCUUUUCCGAACCCACUGUGGUAACUGCUGCAUUACACUGUGUUGGAAAAGGCUUGGACAAGAGAAAAACCACAGACCAACUUAGGCCGUUUCUUGAUGAUUCGGCUAGCAGCUUUGUGGAGCGACUGUUUGAGGCUCUGGAGGAAAGCAGAAACUCUCGUGGGAAUAAAGGAGCAGGAGAGAAGAACCGCAAAAGAGAACUCAAGGAUGUGUUUGGAGAUGAGGUGGAGGGAGUGAAGGAUAAAGAGCGUGUCGAAUCAGUGGUGAAGAAGAAGAGAGUUCCUCGCUUUGAGGAGGUGGAGGAACCGGCUGUUAUACCUGCACCCCCUACAGAGAGCCCUGGCAUGCUCACCAAGAUGCAGAUCAAGCAGAUGAUGGAAGCAGCCACACGCCAGAUUGAAGAGAGGAAGAAACAGUUGAGUAUUGCGACUCCAUCUCCCAUUGUUCAGCCUACACUUUUGGUGAUUCCCCCGCAGACAGACACCAGUGCUCCAUGUCACAUCCCAUCGGUGGGUUCAGCCCAGUCUAUCGCCCCCUCCCAGGCAGCUAACUUCAUGAAUGACGCUAUAGAGAAGGCCCGUAAGGCAGCUGAGCUACAGGCCAAGAUCCAGUCCACGCUGUCUAUGAAACCAGGGAUUCUAGGUGCUUUGAACAACACAGGUCCACAUAACCUGAUGGCCUUGGCCAACCUGCACGCCAUGGGCAUCGCACCACCUAAAGUGGAGCCUCGUGAGAUCACAAAACCAACACCCCUUAUUUUGGAUGAGCUUGGACGAACCGUUGAUGCCAGUGGCAAAGAAAUUGAGCUCACUCAUCGUAUGCCCACCCUGAAAGCAAACAUCAGAGCAGUGAAGAGGGAGCAGUUUCGGCAGCAGUUAAAGGAAAAGCCAAGCGAUGAUCUGGAAUCCACUUCUUAUUUUGACCCACGUGUGUUACUCGCUCCAGCACAAAGAGCCAAAAAAGGUUUCAGAUUCCAUGAACAGGGCCGCUUUGAGAAGAUCGCCCAACGUAUACGCACUAAGUCUCAACUGGAGAAGCUACAGAUGGAGAUCGCUCAGGCUGCUAAGAAGACAGGCAUUCAGGCCUCCACUAAACUGGCUCUUAUUGCUCCUAAGAAGGAGCUAGGAGAGCGAGAGGUUCCUCAUAUAGAGUGGUGGGACUCUUACAUCCUACCAUCCAACAUAGAGCUAUAUGCAAAUACUAAUUUGGAUGUGAUCGAACUGCAUGGAGUCACUAACCUAGUUGAGCACCCGAUUAAGAUGGCCCCAUCAGUGGAUACAGAUAUGCUGGUGACUCUGGGUGUAUAUUUGACUAAGAAGGAACAAAAGAAGUUGAGGAGACAGACUCGCAGGGAAGCACAGAAAGAAAUGCAGGAGAAGGUCCGAUUGGGCCUCAUGCCUCCACCUGAACCCAAAGUGAGAAUCUCUAAUCUGAUGAGGGUUUUGGGGACGGAGGCUGUGCAGGACCCCACUAAAGUAGAAGCUCAUGUGCGAGCACAAAUGGCCAAGAGACAAAAGGCCCAUGAGGAGGCAAAUGCAGCACGUAAACUCACAGCAGAACAAAGGAAAGAGAAGAAGGUCAAGAAGCUCAAGGAGGAUUUGAGUCUCGGGGUUCACAUCACUGUUUACAGGAUCCGAAAUCUGCAUAACCCAGCCAAGAAAUUUAAGGUGGAAGCCAAUGCAAACCAGUUGUACCUCACUGGUACAGUGGUGCUACACAAAGAUGUCAACAUUGUAGUAGUGGAGGGAGGACCCAAAGCACAGAAGAAGUUUAAGCGGCUGAUGUUGAAUAGGAUCAAAUGGGAUGAGCCGAACUCAAAGAGAGAUGAGCCUGAAGGGUCCGAUGAUGAGGGUACCAGGAAGAACAAUAAAUGUACCUUGGUUUGGGAGGGCACAGCCAAGGAACGUAGCUAUGGAGAGAUUAAGUUUAAGCAGUGUCCUACAGAGAGCAUGGCUCGGGAACAUUUUAAGAAGCAUGGCACCGAGCACUACUGGGACUUAGCUCUGAGUCAGAGCGUGCUGGAGACAACCGACGAUUGAGACAUGGACAGAGUGGAGCAGAAUCUGAAAUGACUCAAGAAAAUGCAGUGGAGUCUAUGGCGUGUACACAGCUAUUUUUUGUUUUUGAGAGAAGUGGAAUGGACCGGCAUAGAGAAACGUGUGUAAAUACAGCUCGAGUGUGUGAGAGAAUGAUGAUGAGUGUUUUGCGUGCCUCCCUUACAGAUGUAAAGCAAAGCAAAACUUAAGAACAAGAGUUGUUGUGUUUAACUUCGUUGUUAACCUACUUAAACUGCAGAAAACAUGUUGGCAGAUUGAACAAGGACUUUAGUUGAUGCAAUGGUUUUGUAUCUCUUGUAACAGUCUCGAUGUAAUCAGCAGUUUGUGAUCAUGUUUUAUGGUUUCUACCGUGGAUCCACCUUGUUUGAUGUAUUGAUGCAGUCUUGUAGAAAAACAAAGAAAACCUCACUCCUGUUAUAAGAAGUUAAUUGACACUGUGUUGUUUGUUACUUAAUGAGCAGACAUGUUUCGGUGCAUAACGAAAAGCAUUGGUUUGUAAAUAACACACAAGGUUAUGUUUAAAGUGUUGUCAUGCAUGUUUAAAAGAAAUUGGAUUUUAUUUUUAUUUAUUUAUUUUCAUUUUGGCUCACAUAUACCAAUUUCCAGUAGAAAGACAACCUGGCCUGAUGAAUCUGCUUAUGACACAUCGUUUUGUUUUUUGUACCCUAUUGUUUUUCCUAUUUGUUUUCUCUUGACAAGGACACAAAUGCAGAUAUCAGCUGUACAUAAACUUCAAAUAAACAAAUGCUGGUGAUUAAAGCUGGAAGAAAAAAGAAAAUGAAGGUUGUUUUGAUAUUUUUUUUUAGAUCUGUUUAUUAAUAUUCUAAUAAGUCAGUUAUGUAAACAAUAUGAUUUAAUAAAUGUAAUUUAUCCAUAUCCUACUACAUUACUGUUCAAAAAUUUUAGAAGAAAUGAAUGCUCCUGUUAAACAAGGUUGCAUUAAAUCGAUCAAGAAUUACGGUAAAGGGAAUGUUACAAAUGUCUUUCUAUUUAAAUAAAUGUUGUAUUCUUAAAACAUCCAAUAAUCCUUUAUAUUUGCAGCAAUGCACGUGUUUGGCAUGUUCAUUAAGCUGCCAGGUUAUGACCUCU